AUGUAUAAAAAAGAAGGGCGAUGUUAUGAUUUAUGCCCAUUAAAUACAUUUUUAGAUUUAUCGAAAAAACAAUGUGAGUAAUAAUGUCCAUUGUAUUUUUUUGCUGAUAAUAAUACAAAAGAAUGUUUAAAAUGUUAAAAAAAUUGCCUUUUGUGUGUUUCCAAAAAUUCUUGUAUUAGAUGUGAGUUCGGAUUUUUUUACGAUUAGGAAAAAGGAGAGUGUUUUUCACUUAGUUUAUAAAUUGAUUAUUGUAUAAAUGAUAGUAAAUAUUUAAAUUUAUAGAAUUUUCAAUGUAUUCCAUGUAGUAAAAAUUGCAGAAAAUGCAAUAUUUUCAGAUGCUUGGAAUGCUAAGGGGAAUUAGGAGAGUUUCUUAUAGAUAAUAAUACAGGAACAUGUGUCUAAUGUGCAAGUUUAGUUGCUAAUUGUGCAAAAUGUAGAACCGAUUUUUUAUGUUUAAUUUGCCAAGAAUCAUUUAUAAUUGAUUUAAAUACAGGAAAUUGCCAAGAAGGAUGUAUAUAGGGUAAAUAUAUGGAUAAAAAAAGAGGAAAAUGUGAAUAUUGUCCUUUAGAAUGUAUUUAAUGUGAGUUAUUAGAAACGAAUUUAAUAUGUAUUUUAUGUAUAGAAGGUUAUUUUUCAAACGAAAAUAAUAAGUGCAAAAAAUGCAGUGAUAAUUGUGAAAAAUGCUCUUCUUAAGAAAAAUGUGAAAGAUGUUUAGAUCUUUAUUUUCUUUUAGAGGAAAGAUGUAUUAAAGAAUGUCCUAAAGGCUUUUUUGGAAAUAAUGAAUCCAGAGAAUGUCUUAAAUGUAAUCCUAAUUGUGCUGAAUGUGCCAAUAUUAAUGAAUGUUAGACGUGUAUUUAGGGCUUUUUUUUAGAUAUAAAUGAUAAGUUUUGUAGUUUAUGUAAUCCAGAAUGCUAAGAAUGUGUUUUAUAGGCAAGUAAUUGUACUAUUUGUGCUUUUUUUAUGUAUUUAUUUUAAGUUGAUUAAAAUACUGUAAAAUGUGUCGAUUCUUGUCUUCCGACUUAAUUCGCAGAUGAAAAAAGAAGAUGUAUAGAAUGUCCAUUUUCUUGUAAUUAAUGCAUAAGUUCGAACAAAUGUACUAGCUGUAAAUAAGGAUUUUAUUUCCAAAAUGAUAAUGGAUAAUUUAUUGGAAUUUGUUUAAAAUGUAAUUCAAGAUGUCGAAGAUGUGAAAACUAAAAUACAAAAGAAUGUAUAGCAUGUAAUGAUGGGGAGUAUUCUUCAGGAAGUUCUUGUUAAAAAUGCGAUUCUUAAUGUAAGAAUUGUAUAGGAAAAAAUCCUGACUAAUGUACUGCUUGUACAUAGGGGUUUUAUGUAAGAUUAAUAUAUUAAAAUGCUGGCUUUUGUGAAAAGUGUUAUGAUUUAUGUUACAUGUGUAUUUCAGGAGGCGAAAAUGCAUGUACUAAAUGUAUUUUCGGAUAUUUUUUAUUCGAAGGUUUUUGUUUUAAAAAAUGUAUAAAUGGACUUAUAGAAAAUACUUAAACUAGAUAAUGUGAAUGUUAACAAGUAUUAAUAUAAAUAUAUAAAUAAAUAUAUAUAUAUAUCUAUAUAUAUAUAUAAAAAUAAAUAUAUAUGCAUAUAUAUAAUAUAUUUUAUUUUACAUAUAUAUUUAUUUAAUAAAUUUUUUAUUAUAUUUAUAGGAUUGUUUAAAAUGUAUUUUUUUAAAUAAAGAUUAAUAAAUUUUAUGUGUAUAAUGCAAAAAUUAGAAUUUUUAUAAAGAUAAUUAUAAUUGUGUUAAAUAAUGUCCUUUAAAUAAAAUUACAGAUAUUGAAAAUCGUUUAUGUGUGUUAUAAUGUGAAAAUAAUAAGUUUUUUUAUCCCUAAUUGA
Messenger RNA from Ichthyophthirius multifiliis, 1842 nucleotides. RefSeq names its product neurohypophysial n-terminal domain protein. The record is from RefSeq and is a predicted model, not a curated record. The transcript is spliced from 2 exons. NCBI's taxonomy places the organism in Eukaryota, Ciliophora, Oligohymenophorea, Hymenostomatida.